Messenger RNA from Cordyceps fumosorosea ARSEF 2679, 396 nucleotides. RefSeq lists its product as hypothetical. The transcript has a single exon. The record is from RefSeq and is a predicted model, not a curated record. The coding region runs from base 1 to 396 and encodes 131 amino acids. NCBI's taxonomy places the organism in Eukaryota, Fungi, Ascomycota, Sordariomycetes, Hypocreales, Cordycipitaceae.
AUGGCGCGGGCCGGCAAGCUGGACGAAGGCGGCUCGGCGCGCGGCCUGGGCAUCGUCAACGUGCCUCUACCGCAUCACCUCUCCUCCUCUGAUCACCGCGGCCGAUAUCCCACCCCACCGCCUCCCGCGGCCAUCGCAGGGAUCGAGUCGAAGCGCGCCGUUCGGCCAAGCCCCGAAUCGCCCCCGCCGCCGAUGCUCCCCGUGCCGGCAAGGGUGAGUCACGCCAUCCCCGACACGCCAUCGCUGGAGGCGGCCGCGGCAGCUCCCGCCAGGACGAGGUCGCGACGCAAGACGCUGCUGCAGCGCAUCGAGGGGUGGUGGGAUCUGGGGCUCCUGGAGAGGAGGCAGACGCUGCUGAGGAGCCGGAGCAAAACGAUGGCGGAGCAGAAACUGUGA